Messenger RNA from Beauveria bassiana ARSEF 2860, 951 nucleotides. RefSeq lists its product as uncharacterized. The record is from RefSeq and is a predicted model, not a curated record. The transcript has 3 exons. Bases 1 to 951 code for a protein of 316 amino acids. Lineage: Eukaryota; Fungi; Ascomycota; Sordariomycetes; Hypocreales; Cordycipitaceae.
AUGGGUUCCGAAGUACGCGCGCCGGGCAAGGAGCACAUGCCCAACUAUCCCAAGGGCUGGAUCACCAUUCGCAUCCUGCAGCUCAUCAUCGCCGUCGUCACCCUCGGUCUCUGCAGCUACCUCGUUACCACCAGCGUCAUUGGCGCCGGUUUCUACGUGCAAAUCUUUACGGCAAGAUCCCUUUUCUCUCUCUCUUACAUACACGUUUUUACUGACCAGGGGCAAAAAAAGGCCGUCUGCACAAUCAUUACCAGCAUCUGGCUCAUCAGCGCACACUCAUGCGCCCCCCGCGCCUUCAACUACUGGGCCGUCCUCGUCCUCGACAUUUACCAGUACCUGCUCUGGCUCGGCGGCUUUGCGGCCUGCGCCAUCCUCGCCGCGGGGCUGUUUGGCGGCCGCGGCCUGCGCGGCGGCUCCUACAACUUCAAAUACCUCCUCGGUCGACGCUACUAUGACAGCUGGUACGACGGGGAUAGGUACACGACGACGGCCAAUGCCGCCAUUGGCGCUGCGGCCGCGGGACUCGGCGCGGUCGAGUUCCUCCUCUUCUUCAUUUGCCUCGUCGUCAAUGCCGUCGUCAUCCAUAGACACCACCGCGCCGGCCUCCACAGCCGGCCGGUCCGCCACGUGGUCGGCGCCAGCGUCCUGAUGACGCCCCCGCAGAACACCACUUACCAGACCGUCCCGCAGAGCGGUGCCGACAUACCGUUUACCCAGCAGAACACGGUGUAUAACCCGCAGGCCAUGUACGGCGCGCCGCCGCAGCAGCAGGGCGUCUACGCUGGCCAGGGGUACGUGCAGCAGCAGCAAACGAGCUACUAUGCGCCGGCGCCAGUGAUGCCUUCGCACACGGGCACCUCGUAUCACAAGUCUGUCUCGCCGAUGCCGACGCAGCAGGCGGUGGCUUAUCCUCCCCCUCCACAACAGCCGCACAGCCCGUACUACACAUGA